CCCCCGGCGGGCACCAUGCUGGCGGAGCAGGAGAACCAGGAGAACGUCCCCCCGCCCGCCAAAGCCCCGCCGCCCGCCGCCGGUACCCGCGUGGCGCUGGGGCUGCUGCGGGGCGGCCCGGCGCGGCCGGGGCUCGGGCUCGGUGCGCAGGCGGCGCGGAACGGAGAGGGCCGAGGCGCGGCGGCGGGGCGGCAUCAGCCCUUCAGCGUCUACGUGGACGAGCCCGACGAGGAGCCGCGGCGGCCUCAGAGGAAGAAGGAGCGGGAUGAGGAGGCGGCGGACGCGCCGGGGCUGCGGGCCGCCCUCGGGACCUUGGGGGAGCGGCGGCCCCUGGCGCCCCUGGGCAACGCCAUGGAGCUCAGCCUCGACUCCCCGAGUAUCAUGGAUAUCUCCAUAACUUCAGAAGCAGAAGAGCGACCAAACGUUAACAAUGUGCCAGACUAUGUCAGCGAUAUCCACAAGUACCUUAGGGAAAUGGAGGUAAAAUGCAAGCCUAAAAUAGGCUACAUGAAGAAGCAGCCUGACAUCACCAACAACAUGCGAGCUAUUCUGGUGGACUGGCUGGUGGAAGUUGGAGAAGAGUACAAGCUCCAGAAUGAAACUCUGCACUUAGCUGUAAAUUACAUUGACAGGUUUCUUUCUUCAAUGUCUGUUUUGAGAGGAAAGCUCCAGCUUGUGGGUACUGCGGCUAUGCUGCUCGCAUCGAAGUUUGAGGAAAUCUACCCCCCUGAAGUAGCAGAGUUUGUCUACAUCACGGAUGACACCUACAACAAGAAGCAAGUUCUGAGGAUGGAGCACUUAAUUUUGAAGGUUUUGUCAUUUGAUUUGGCAGCUCCAACGAUCAACCAGUUCCUCACUCAGUAUUUCCUGCACCAGCAGACGAACGCUAAAGUUGAGAGCUUAUCAAUGUAUCUUGGAGAGCUGACUCUAAUUGAUGCUGAUCCUUACUUGAAAUACUUGCCAUCAGUUAUUGCUGCUGCAGCAUUUCAUCUAGCAAGCUAUACGAUCACUGGACAAACUUGGCCUGAAUCUCUGUGCAAGGUGACAGGCUACGACCUUGAACACAUUAAGCCUUGCCUCACGGACCUUCACAAGACCUACCUCAAAGCAGCACAGCACACGCAACAGUCCAUAAGGGAAAAGUACAAGAGCACAAAGUACCACGCAGUAUCGCUUAUUGACCCACCAGAGACACUAGAUUUGUAAUAAUCAAGAGACUUAUCUUUUAAAUACGCAGAUGUAUAUUACAAGAAAAUGAUGUACAGUUUUUAAAUGUGGUUAAAAGUUCUAGGUGUGAUUACUCAGAAUAUUAAUGCAGGUUUUGAUGAGCGUAAUUCUGAAGUUAGUUUUAUGUGGUUUUAAUGUAAAUCUUUUGUACAUGCAAUCUUCUUAAAAUAUGUAGCUAUGUUUUUAUAAGAAUGUUCUCUCGAAGCACAGAAUUAACCAUGAAGACCAAGUCAAGUCUGAGACUGCUUAUCUAAUUAUAGACAUAACAGUAAUAGUAGCAGUGCAUUAUUAUCACAGGACUUUUUCUCCUUCCGAGUAAGAGGGACUUGAAUUCCGCAGUGGUAUCUGUAGUGUUUUUAUACUCCCUAAUCUAAGCUGAGACUUAGUAUGGCCAAACAGUUACAGUACUGGAAGAAGCUGUAUUGCUAUGAGAACACCUUGCUGAAAUCACUUUUGUGAGGCUUUCUGGGAGGCACCGGUUACUGGAAGCCCUGAUUUCUCUGUAAUGGAUUACCAUCAUUAAAGGUUCAAUGCUCUGCUGCAGGAACUGCACAGCUGAAACUAGUAAACUACAUCUAGAAAGCAGUCUUACUGUAGUUAUUUUCUAGCCCAAGUGUUAAACUAAUUUUAAGCCUGUGAAGUUCCCACUAAUUAGCUUUUCCAAUAGCCCAUCAAGGUAGUAAAUGAACCUACAGCCUGCGUACCUCCUGAGGGGUGGUGAAACGAUUAUGCUGCAGGAGAGUGAACUAAUGCUCUAUGCCCUAGAAAGGACACAAUGUCUUCUGGGGUGCGUAGGCUGUGUGCAGAGUAGUACUAAUUCUGUACAUCCCUCUCAGCUGGGCAGGGUCCCUUCUGUGGCAUGCAGCAAAAAGGUAAACCAAGUGAUCUUAUUUUUUCUUAGUUACUAGAACUGUUACAUGAACAAUCUAGUUGUGCCUACAAUCUAGCGUGUCAUUUGAUGAAAAGGACAUCUACCUUCAACCUGGAUAAAUGGAGUGACACUCCCUGUACCUACUGUUCUUUGUGUAUGUAAAGAAGCAAAUGCACGGAAGAGCUGGAUUUAACUGAGCCGUUCCAGUUUGGCAAAUAAACAAGCUUUACACCUGUUCUGUUCUUAGCAGUCUUGCCAAUACCUUAAAAUCACUACCUUGUAGUAACACCAUCUCAAACCAGCAUUAUUUUUGAUUCUUUUUGGCAAGUGAUGCCCUGUGAGAAACCUGUACCCCUUAAACUUCAAUUUGAUUCAACACUGAUUAGCUGCACACCUAGUAUAAAUUCUAUGUAUGUGUGAAGCAGUGGGUGUGGGCUAUUUAAGAAAGAAAAGGAGAAAAUUAAUUAAAAAUCAGCAGCCCUCAAUCAAGCUGCCAUAUACGCAUUGAGCCCAAUUACCCAUCUAGAUUCAGUUAAUAAAAGCUCUCUGUUCUGCCCCACUCUGCUCUGUGGUUCAAGCCCUCCAUGAGCCAUCUCAGUUACUAAACCAACCUAGCCAAGUGAGUCAUCCAGUUGAGGCAAAAGUAUGCAACAGAGGCUGCUUUUUGGCUGUCAGCCUUUUAGGUUGUGCUUUAACUCUUGCCCAUCUUCUAGUGUUUAAUGAAGAACUAUACCAUGUUCUUCAGUAGUCUUCAAUUAGUUUAAUUGCACUAUCUAUCUUGCCACUGGAAAAGCUAAAAUCAGUUGGGAAAGACUGCAGUAUAUCAUGUCUAGUGCUUAGUAUUUGAAAUGCUCGACCCUUGCAGGAGAGGGAAUACAUAUAGACAGGAAUAUGUGUGCCACAGUUGUGACGUGAGUUGGUGACCUUGGAAGGUCAAAAAGCUGCAUUGGUCAGCAUGCUUUGAAGAUCACGAUGCUCAUUGUGAGAAACAGGCUUUUGCCUUCUUCACCUUCCUGUGGCGUCUACUGGGUAACUUUCAAGACACUGAGAAAAUGCACUGGUUUAGCUCCCGAGGGACAGGGCUUUCUGGGUUUGUUCCCUUCUCCUUUUUCUUGAAGCUUUCAUUGGGAACCAUUUUUUCUCCCUCCACCAUUCAUUUCUAAAAGCGAUGCUGGGAAGCAAUAUCUGUGACAGCUACUUCUCUCCCGUUUACCUGUCAUAUAAAGCUGAAGUCACAUGUAAACUAGUCCUACGUUACUCUUGUAAAUAUGUGCGCAUUUCUGAUUUACUUGGUUCUCAACACAAAGCAGACAGCUUUGAGACAUCCUCUGUUCUGCCAGAUUUUCAAUUGGGAGCUUAAUAUAGUUCAGGAAGAAUUUAUGUCUGUGCAUGGAGUGUUUCAUUAAACUUUUCAAACAA
Coturnix japonica (Japanese quail) is the source of this 3517-nucleotide messenger RNA. It is a transcript of the gene CCNA2, whose product is annotated as cyclin A2. The record is from RefSeq and is a predicted model, not a curated record. NCBI's taxonomy places the organism in Eukaryota, Metazoa, Chordata, Aves, Galliformes, Phasianidae.